This is a messenger RNA of Trichechus manatus latirostris (Florida manatee), 951 nucleotides long. RefSeq names its product olfactory receptor 51L1-like. Gene Ontology annotation, molecular function: olfactory receptor activity. Gene Ontology annotation, cellular component: plasma membrane. The record is from RefSeq and is a predicted model, not a curated record. Lineage: Eukaryota; Metazoa; Chordata; Mammalia; Sirenia; Trichechidae. Gene Ontology annotation, biological process: G protein-coupled receptor signaling pathway.
AUGACAAUGUCCACCCUACCAAAUGCUAGCUUGAGCUUCUCUACAUUCCUGCUGAUGGGCUUCCCAGGCCUGGAGUGGGCUCACCACUGGAACUCACUGCCGAUUUUUGUAGGAUACUUCUUGGCCCUCCUAGGUAAUGACACUAUCUUGCAUCUGAUACGAACUAACCCUUCCCUCCACCAGCCAAUGUACUAUUUACUGGCCAUCCUGUCUGUGACAGACUUGGGCCUGUUCAUGUCCACGCUGCCCUCCGUGUUAGGUGUGCUGUGGUUUGAUGCCCAGACAGUAGGCCUGGUACCCUGUGUUCUGCAGCAGCACUUCCUCCACUCCUUCUCUUUCAUGGAGUCAGCUGUGCUCUUUGCUAUGGCUUUGGACCACCUUGUGGCCAUCCGUUUCCCACUGUAUUACGCAUCUGUGCUCACAGGCCCUCGUGUGGCAUUAGUUGGGGUUGUGCUGGGCAUGUGGAGUGCCACCAUUACUACUGCACCCUCGUUGCACCUAUUAAAAUUUGAUUACUGUCACCCAGGGGCAUUCUCCCAUGCCUACUGCCUUCACCAGGAUAUGAUCCGCCUAGCCUGGUCUGACACCUGCUUCAGCAGGCUCUAUGGGCUGUGCAUCAUCAUGCUGGCCAUGGGGUCUGAUCUUCUCUUCAUCCUGCUCUCCUAUACUAUCAUCCUCCGCACAGUUCUGACCAUUGCCUCCGUAGGGGAGAGGUUCAAAGCCCGCAGUACGUGCAUCUCCCACAUCCUGGCAGUGCUCUGCUUCUAUGUGCCAGUGCUAGGCCUACCCAUCGCCCACAGAUUUGGGCGCAACACCUCGCCGGUACACAUCUUCAUGGGCACCGUCUCUGUGCUCUUCCCACCCCUAAUGAACCCUGUCGUUUACAGCAUCAAGACCCGGCAGAUCCGCCGAGCCAUCCUCAAGCUGGUUUCACUGGGGAAGAUACAAUGA